Molecule: messenger RNA, 6375 nt
Organism: Hippoglossus stenolepis (Pacific halibut)
Lineage: Eukaryota; Metazoa; Chordata; Actinopteri; Pleuronectiformes; Pleuronectidae
Gene: ntng2b
Product: netrin g2b
Exons: 33
Coding region: 1103-5269 (1388 amino acids)
Source: RefSeq, a predicted model, not a curated record
GGAGGAGGGAGGAGGGAGGAGGAGGAGAAGAAGGGAGGGUGAUAUUUUCCAUAAAGCUUCUUUAUUCCCUCUUUCUUUCUGCCCUUGAGCAUCCCGGGUAAACCCGAGCUGGUAAAGUCGGGACAGUAGGAGGAGAGAGGGGGCAGAGGAGGGCGGGCACACGCGUUUUCCUCAAAGUCAAUAUUUGAUACUUUUCCUACUCCUGGACGCUGGAUUUCACUCCUCUUCCUCACCCGCCGCUUCAAGAUCUAGGACACCGAUCUGCGCAGCCAUCCACGCUGCGAUAGAGAGAAAAAAAAGAAGAAGAACAAGAAGAAAGAGAGAAAAGUAUCCGGCAGAAAAACAAGAAGCAGCGAGCCUGGGCAGGGAGGCAGAUACCGGGAGUAACAGUGAGGACCGCGAAGGGGGAACGAGUAUUUACUGGACCAGUCGGAGAGAGGAUCUUUCUGAGCAGAGAGAGGGAGAGAGAGGGAGAGAGAGAGAGAGGGAGGGAGGACGUGCACGGAGGCUCCAUCGCCACACAAAGUGCUGAGCUGCCUCACGGAUGCAUGUGAGAACCCCAGGACAAUAACAGGAGCUCGGCCAGCCUAAAGCGUCCAAUGGAUAUACAUGAAGGAGCAGCGACCUCUCCUUCCUCCUGCCCGACCAGCACCGGCACCGUUUGCCCGCAGGACACCGCUCUCUGAGCCAUGGAUCAGCGCUGACGUCUCCCGCACAACUCCCUGCAACACUAUGGUUAAAGCGUAUGCCAAGAUUAAUCUCUGUAACAUUAUCCGCCUCUCCAUCCACCGCCCAUCCUCCACGGGAAGUCAGUCGUCAAAUCAACAAAGUGUCCCUCUCUGGAGGCCGUCGAUAUUUAUGAAGAGACACUGAGUGAAAGUUGCCGAUACAGUGUCCCCCUGUCAUUUAGGGAAUUUAUUAGUCUGGAGGCGAGUUGUGUCGAUUUACCUGCGCCUCUCCAUUCACACUGCAGCAGUAUGGUGGUAUAGGGAUGUCCACCAUUUCCUGAUAAUCACCACUCCAUGCGCGUCACCUCUCCCCUGAGCUCCGUGGCCCCCUCACCCUGCGCCGGACCCCGCUCCAAGCGACCCCCCAGCCUGCCAUGCUCCUCCAGGCCGCGUUGCUGCUGCUGCUGCUGCACUGCUUGGCCUCCACUCGUGGCCAGUACGAUCUGUGCAAGUCCCUGGUGAGCACGGAUGAGGGCUCAGUGUGGGAGCAAUACGCGUGCCAGCCGAAAUCCAUGACCAUGAAAGACUACAUGCGCAUCAAGGUGGAUCCGCCCGGAAUCACGUGUGGAAACCCGCCGGAGAGGUUCUGCACUCUGGAGAAUCCAUACCUGUGCAGUGAUGAGUGUGAUGCCUCCAACCCAGAUUUGGCUCAUCCUCCUCAGCUGAUGCAGGAUCGUGAACGCAACGGCUUAAUCACCUACUGGCAGACAGUCACAUGGAGAAGCCACCCAGAGCCCCUGCUGGCUAACAUCACUAUGGCCUGGAACAAAACUCUGGAGCUCACAGACGACAUACUGAUCACCUUUGAGUACGGCCGUCCUACUAUCAUGAUACUAGAUAAGUCCAUGGACCAUGGACGCUCCUGGCAGCCCUACCAGUUCUUUGCUGACGACUGCCUGGAUGCCUUCAACAUGCCACCCAAACAUGUGCGUGACCUCUCGCACGCCAACAUCACACGGGUCAUCUGUACUGAGCAGUACUCGCGCUGGGUCGGUUCCAAGAACGACAAGAAUGUCAAGUUUGAGGUGCGGGCACGCUUUGCUGUGUUUGCCGGACCUCGGCUACAAAACAUGGACAGUCUGUACACUCGCAUGGAGAGUAUGAAGGGAUUGAAGGACUUCUUCACCUUCACCAACCUUAGGUUGAGGCUUCUCAGGCCUGCCCUCGGAGGCACCUAUGUCCAGAGAGACAACCUGCUCAAGUACUUCUAUGCCAUCUCAAACAUCGAGGUACCUGCCAGGUGUAAGUGUAACCUCCAUGCCUCCCUGUGCCUGCUGCAAGAAGGGAACCUCCAGUGCCAGUGUGAACACAACACCACGGGCCAGGACUGCCAGCGCUGCAAGAAGGGCUUCAAAGCCAAGUCCUGGAAGGCCGGUUCCUACCUGCCGGUGCCCAACGGAACCCCCAACACCUGUACGAUUGCUGGCUCCCCCUCCGGUUCUAAUGAGGCAGAGGAUGAAGCUGAAGGUGAAACACAGGAUGGGGCUGAAGGUGAACCAGAGAGCACCACCAGCAUCUCAGAAGGUGAACGGCUCCAAGCUGUUUCCCAUGAGCCCUUUGGAGCCCCUCAGGAAGUCUCCCACAUGUCUGAGGAGCAAGUACAUGAGACACAUGGUCACAAAACAACAUCCUCAUCUGUGCACGGGCAAGAAAUGAAGGAGUGGGAGGAGGAGAAAAGAAAAGCUGAGCGCAAAGUCUCCCGCAAAUUUGAGCGACACAUACACAGGACUCAUGGCCACAGAACUACACACUCAUCUGAGCACGAUGAGAAAAGAGCGGAGGUGAAAGAAGCUGAAAGAAAAGUCUCCCACAAGUCUGAAGGACAUGUACAUGAGACAUAUGGUCACAAAAGAACCUCAUCUCACCAUGGGGAGGAAAAGGAGGAAGAGGAGAAAGAAACAAAAGCUGAAAAGAAAGGACACCCGCAUGAGACUCAUGUCCGUAAAACAACAACCUUGUCUGAGCAUGGAGAGACAAGGGGGGAGGAGGGGGAGCAUGCAGGGAGCAAAGCUGAGAGAAAAGUCAAUGACGGUUAUGGUGAGUCAGUCUCCCACAAGUCUGAGGGACAUGUCCACGAGACUCAUGGUCACAAAACGACAACCUCAUUUGAUCACAGACAGGAUGACCACCACAAAGAAAGAAAAGCUGAAAGGACAGACCCCCACAUGUCUGAGGGACAUGUAAACGAGAGACAUGGCUACAAAAUGACAACCUCAUCUAAACACGGGGAGGACGACCAGCACAAAGAAAGACAGACUGAAAGCACAGACCCCCACAAAUCUGAGGAACACAUACAUGAGGGUCAUGGCCACAAAACAACCUCGUCUGUUCACGAAGAAGACAACCACCACAAUGAAAGAGAAACCAAAAGGACAGACCCCCACAAAUCUGAGGAACACGUACACGAGAGUCAUGGCCACAAACCAACCUCAUCUGCUCACAGAGAGGACCACCACCACCCAGAAAGAAAAACUGAGAGGACAGACCCCCGCAAAUCAGAGGGACAUGAGACUCAUGGGCACAAAAUAACCUCAUCUGAUCAUGGAGAGAGAAGAGAGGAGGAGGGGCAUGAAGAAAGAAAAGUUCCACAUCAACCUGAGGAACACGGACACGAGAGUCAUGGCCACAAAGUCUCAUCUGAGCACGGUGAGGACGACCACCCCAAAGAAAGAAAACCUGAAAGGACAGCAGCGCCCCACAUGUUUGAAGGACACAUACGUACGGCUCAUGGCCACAAAACCUCAUCCGAAACAGAGGACGAGAAUAAAAGACACACUGAAAGGAAAGACAAUCAUGGUGUGUCCGUCUCCCACAAGUCAGAGGGACAUGUGCAUGAGACUCAUGGCCACAAAACUACAACCUCAUCCGAGCACGGAGAGAAAAGGCAUGAAGAGGCACAUGAAGUUUCCCAUAAGUCUGAUGGACAUGUACAUGAGUCUCAUGGCCACAAAGGUUCAUCUGAGCACGGAGAGACAAGGCACGAGGAGGCACCUAAAGAAAUUUCCCUAAAAGAAGGACAUGUUGACAUGACUGAGGGACAUGGACAUGAGACUCAUGGCCAUAAAAGUUCAUCUGAGCACGAAGAGACAAGGCACAAGGAGGCACAUAAAGAAAUCUCCCACACGUCUGAGGGACAUGUACAUGAGACUCAUGGCCACAAAAGCUCAUCUGAGCACGAGGAGGCACAUACAGUAAGACAAGUCCCCCACAAGUCUGAGGAGCACGCGCAUGAGACGCAUGGCCACAAAACAACCUCAUCUGAGCACGGGGAGGAAAGAAAAGUCCACCACAAGCCUGAGGAGCAUAUACUUGAGACUCAUGGCCACAAAACAACAACCUCACAUGUGCACGUGGAGGAUCACACAGUCGCCCACAAGUCUGAGGAGCAUGGACAUGAGACUCAUGGCCACAAAACAACAUCACAUGUGCAUGGGGAGGAGCAUGGAGACAGAAAUGCUGAAAGGAAAGUCCUGCACAAGUUUGAGGAUCAUGCACACGAGACUCAUGGCCACAAAACAACAGCACAUGUGCACGGGGAGGAGCAUGGAGAAAGAAAAGCAGAAAUAAAAGAGGAACAUGUGCAUGAGACUCAUGGACACAAAACCACAUCACCUUUGCAUGGGGAGGAGCAUGGAGAAAGAAAAGUCUCCCAGAAGUCUGAGGAGCAUGUACAUGAGACUCACGGCCACAAAACGACCUCACAUGUGCACGGGGAGGAGCCCAGUGAAAAGAAAGUCUCCCACAAGUCUGACGAUCACGCACAUGGUCACAAAACAACCUCAUCUGAGCACAGGGAAGAGAAGCCCAAAGAAAGAAAAGUCUCCCACAAUUUUGGGGAACACGCACAUGAAACACAUGGCCACAAAACAACAACCUCAUCUGAGCACGGGGAGAAAAGGGAGGAGGAGGAGCUUUCACAGAGAAAGGCUCAUAAAAGAGGGCUUCUGAAACUCUUGAUCUCAGGAGAGCCCCAGGCCAGACAGUUGUUUGGGAUCAUAUACCAUGAUUUCAAAGACUGUGAGUGCUACGGCCACUCCAACCGCUGCAGCUACAUCGACUACCUGAACAUCGUCACGUGCGUCAGCUGCAAACACAACACCAGGGGCCAGAACUGCCAACACUGCAGACUGGGAUACUUCCGCAACGCCUCUGCUGAACUGGACGAUGAGAGCGUCUGCAUCGAGUGUAACUGCAACCAGAUGGGUUCUGUUCAUGACCGGUGUAACAGUACAGGCUUCUGCCAGUGUAAAGAUGGCGCCACAGGGGCCAAGUGUGACGACUGUCAGCCGGGCUACUACUGGAAACAAGGCUGUCACUCUAACAUUUGCGAUGACGAGAUGCUCCUGUGCCAGAACGGAGGAACUUGCCACCAGAACCAGAAGUGCAUCUGUCCUCCAGAGUUUAAGGGGCUACUGUGCCAACAGCCCCGCUGCGAGGCGGGCAAAGACUGCAACGCUGCCUCUUCGCUGCACCUCUCUACGGCCAACCUGCUGCUCUGCACUCUGCUAGCCCACCUGCUGGCCACGUUAACCCCCCACUGAGACACGAAAAACCCCCCCUCAGACCAAGGAGUGUGUUUAUAUGUGUGUGUCCGUGAGGCGAGCGGAGACCCCGAGUAGGUAGGGCCGUCUGAGUCAUGGACCCGGUGAACACACACUGCAGCACACGCGAAAGAGCACACACUCACACAACACUUUGUAUCUCCAGUCACACACACACACACACACAUACACACAAACACACACCUCACAUGACUGUUAUGCUACCAAGUGUGUGCUCAGGUGUGAGAAGAAGGACAAACAGAAAGAAAAGGGGGAGCGACCUCAGAAAAAAAGAGAUGCAGACGAAGGGGGAAAAAAUUCAUACCAACCACUGUUCCCUUUAUUCCUGAGCUGGAGCAAUGUGCAUCAAACCAAAAAGCAUAAACGAAACACUUAAAUCACCACUGUUUCACUACAAAGGGAAUGGCUGUUGUAACCACAAGGACUUUUUUUUUUUUUUUUCUUUCUUGUUUUUCUUGGUUGAGUUAGGAAUGUCACAUGUAUUAGACUGAUGGCCAAAGUGUGUGUGGUCAGACUCGGACGAGACACAUGGACACGAUGGACGGGUCGGGAGGCGGGCUGUGCAUUUGAUUCUGCUGCUGAGGCCUACAUAGUAUAUUAACCAGGUUUCAUUUCUUCUCGAAAGAAGAGACUUGAUUUUACAUUUAUUCUACUUCUGCUGCAUUUCUUUUUUUUUUUUUAUUAUAUCGUCAGUCAUUGUAUCUAAUGUGCCCACUAACAGUCGCUGAGAUUAUACAUAUUAUAUAAUAUCCAGGGGGUUACAAAUUAUUAAAAAAAUCUUUAGUCACUAUUAUGGUUGUUAUAGGAAUGAGUGAUUGUUGCCACACUUAGAGAGAUUUUAUCUUCACACAGUAUUCAGGAAGCAGAGUUUAAGAGAAUUUAACUUAUCAGAAGUUUAAAAAGAGAGAAAAGAUAUCAACCACGUAUCAAUAUUAUAUGACAUUAUUUGACUAUUUUUUGUAGAAAUUAUUUUUGUUUGGAGUUAUAAAAAUAAAUUAUAAAAAAUGGCAUUUACAACUAUUCCAAAUGAGCAUUUUAUUACACUGAGUGUAAACCUUGCAGUAAAUAUGACUGUUAUUUGCCUU